Malassezia sympodialis ATCC 42132 is the source of this 1686-nucleotide messenger RNA. RefSeq names its product rRNA-processing protein PWP1 (gene PWP1). Gene Ontology annotation, biological process: rRNA processing. The record is from RefSeq and is a predicted model, not a curated record. NCBI's taxonomy places the organism in Eukaryota, Fungi, Basidiomycota, Malasseziomycetes, Malasseziales, Malasseziaceae. Gene Ontology annotation, cellular component: nucleus. Gene Ontology annotation, molecular function: protein binding.
AUGAUUUCGUCGGCCGCGUGGAUUGCCCGCGGUGUGGCCGCGCGCCAUCCGACGAAGCACCAGCUGGAUGAGGCUGAGCUGGAGCGCGUGAGCAAGCUGACGAACAUGGAGCUGGGCGAUGCGGAGCGCCAGCUGGCGGCGGCGGAGGCUGCUGCCGCUGCGCGCGGUGAGCGAGCGGCGGACGACGGCUGGGAAGACGUGGACGAGGACGAGGCGAUGGAGGAGGACGAGGCGGAGAGUGCGGACCCCAGCGACCUGAGCCGCUACCGCCUGGACGAGUACGACGAUGAGCCGAGCCAGAGCGUGGCGAUGGGCGCGCUGAGCGGCAUCCGUGGGCUGCAGUACUUCCGCAACAACGACGAGGACCCGUACGUCACGCUGAAGGACGACCCGGCCGACGAGGAGGAGGAGCGCGAGCAGCUGGAGGUGCUCCCCAGCGACAACAUGAUUGUCACGGCGAAGACGGAGGACGAUGUCUCGAUGCUCGAGGUGUACGUGUACUCGGCGGACGACCAGAACUUGUACGUGCACCACGACCUGCUGCUGCCGUCGUUCCCGCUGCACCUCGAGUGGCUCGACUAUGCGCCGGCGCCGGUCGUCGAGAGCCAGACGCGUGCGGCGGGCACACUCGGCAACUUUGUCGCGGUCGGCACGAUGGACCCAGAGAUCGAGAUCUGGGACAUGGACGUGCUGGAAGGCAUGUAUCCUGACGCGGUGCUCGGGCGCAAGGACCUCACGGAGCCGCUGAAUGCGCCGGCUGGCACCGGCAAGAAGAAGCGGCGCCAGCCGAAGGCGCGCGUGCCGAACGCGACGCACCACGUGGAUGCAGUGCUCUCGCUCUCGUGGAACCGGCGCGCGCGCAACAUGCUGGCGUCCGCGUCCGCGGACACGACCGUGAAGCUGUGGGACCUGUCGCGCCCGAUGGCGGGCGCGUCAGCGGCCGCGCUGCGCAGCUUCCACGCGCACACGGACAAGGUCCAGAGCGUCGCGUGGCAGGUCGGCGCGCCGGGCCUCGCAGCCGGCGCAGAGAACCCCGCCCUGCUGCUGACAGGCAGCUACGACAAGACGCUGCGCGUGUUCGACGCGCGGCAGCCGGAGCCGGCGCUGGUCGCGCCGAUCCCGGCAGAUGUGGAGGCCGUGCGGUGGAACGGGUGGAAGGACCACCAGUGCCUCGCUGCGCUCGAGACGGGCGUGGUGCAGGGCUUUGACGCGCGUGUGCUCUCCCACGGUGGGACAGCUGCGCCGCUGUUCACGCUUGUGGCGCACGAUGGCGCCUGCACGGCCCUGGACGUGAGCCCCCACAUCCCAGGCUGCUGGCUGACGGCCGGCACGGACCGGCACGUGAAGCUGUGGAGUGUGGACGACGAGGGCGCCGACACGCCGCGGAGCAUCAACCUCGUUACGGCGCGCGAGCUGGGCAUUGGCAAGCUGUUCACCGCGAGCUUCUCGCCGAACGACCCGCUGACCGUGGCGGCGGCCGGCUCGGCCGGCAAGCUCCACCUGUGGGACACGCUGGCGAGCGCGGGCGUGCGGCGUGCCUUUGGCGACCGCCUGCGGCGCCUCGAUACGUAUGCAUCGCACCACGCGCAGCCCGUCGCGCCGCGCUCCCUCGACGAAGAGGCAGAGCGCGCCGGCGACGUCCAGGUCGACGACGACGCCGAGUCGGACGAGGCGGCAGACGAGUAG